AUGGUCCUUUUUUUAGAUAAACCAUGCUCAUUAGUCUUUACACCAGUAGUUGAAAAUUCAAUUGGAUACUACUCGUAUCCACUUGCAGUAUCUGUUGGUGAUUUUAACAACGAUACAUGGCUGGAUAUUGUUGUAGUAAACCAUGGCAUGGACAAUGUCGGUAUAUUCCUCAGUUAUGAAAAUGGCACCUUUGCUAAUCAGAAGACCUAUUCAACUGGCUUCCGUUCACGUCCUGUUUCGGUUGCAGUUGGCCACGUCAAUAGUGACUAUCAACUUGAUAUUAUUGUUGGAAAUUUCGACACUCAUAGUAUAAGUAUACUUUUUGGAUAUGGUGAUGGAACGUUUGCAAACCAAUCUGCAUUUCCAGUUGGUGCUUCUCGUCCGAAAUCGAUCGCUGUUGGCGAUUUUAAUAACGAUGGUCAUCUAGAUAUUGCUGUCGCCAAUUAUGGCACUAACAAUGUAGGUAUACUAUUAGGAUAUGGUGAUGGUUCGUUCGAAUUUCCAGUUACCUACU
This is a messenger RNA of Rotaria sp. Silwood2, 514 nucleotides long. The record is from the annotation of a GenBank genome assembly. NCBI's taxonomy places the organism in Eukaryota, Metazoa, Rotifera, Eurotatoria, Philodinida, Philodinidae.